UAUGAAAGGCUCGGCGCUCAGCAGCAGCGGCCACUGGCACAAUAAAGAUUCAGGAAGCGCGCGGAGGAUUAAUUUCUUCUUUGAUUUCAGUCUUUAUUUUCUCCGCGGCAACAAUGGCAGACACACAGGUUGGCUCCGGCUCGGAUAUCUCUGCCAAGGACCUGAAGGAGAAGAAGCUGGCAGAGGAGAAGGAGAACGGCAAAGAUGCUGCCACCAAUGGAAAGGAGAACGAGGAGAAUGGCGACCCAGAGGUGGAUGAGGAAGACGAUGAAGACGUGGACGAUGAUGAAGAUGAGGAUGACGUAGAAGGGGAGGAGGACGAUGAGGAGGAAGACGAGGAUGAAAUCGAGGGGCGCCCCAAACGGCCGGCCGAGGACGACGAUGAGGACGAUGAGGACGACGUCGAUCCCAAGAAGCAGAAAACUGACGAUGACGAUUGAUGCGCUUCCUGCUGAACCACUUCCUGUCCCCACCUCUGAGCAGCGGCCUGUGGGGGGGGCUGGAGGACUGAUCUAAAGGAAAAUAAUAAUAAAAAUCAACAUGGUCAUUAGCAAGUAGAGCUCAUCCACAUCGAUCUACCCUCUAAGCUGCAAAUUUUCUAGAAGAAGCAGACCCAGAAAUCCAGCUUCUCUUCAACAACUCAAAAGGAGAAUUUGUUUGUAUUUUUAUUUACAUUUUAUAUUUUUGUACAUAUUGUUAGGAGGGGCCGCUCCCUCCAGCAGCGAUCUGUCAGACCAAAUCGGUGCUUCUUUGACAAAAGAUUUUACUUGGUUGACCAUGUUACAAUAUCAACAGAUGCUAGAAAAAUGUGUAAAAACAAAAUAAAAAAUGCAAAACGCCGUUGAACUCAGAGCAUUCCAGUAAAUUUAAUGUAUGUACUUUAGCUGUACCAUAACUAGUUUGUUUGUAUGGGGGGGUGAGGCCAAAGAGGACAGCCUCUGUUUCUUUUGUUUUUGUCAGCGACUUUUGUUUUAUGACGGCCUGUUUUGAUGUAUGUGCGAAGUUUGUUGUUUGACAAUAAACCGGACUUUUAUUUUGUGAGUUGUACUUUA
Oryzias melastigma (Indian medaka) is the source of this 1052-nucleotide messenger RNA. It is a transcript of the gene ptmab, whose product is annotated as prothymosin alpha b. The transcript has 5 exons. NCBI's taxonomy places the organism in Eukaryota, Metazoa, Chordata, Actinopteri, Beloniformes, Adrianichthyidae. The record is from RefSeq and is a predicted model, not a curated record. Gene Ontology annotation, biological process: negative regulation of apoptotic process; positive regulation of transcription by RNA polymerase II. The coding region runs from base 114 to 440 and encodes 108 amino acids. Gene Ontology annotation, molecular function: histone binding. Gene Ontology annotation, cellular component: nucleus.